CUCCUCCCUUGGCCGAACAUGGGCGCGCGCGCGUCCCAGGAGCCCUGGGCCCGGGUCCUGGUCGGGCUGCGGGUGCUGCUGUCGGUUCUACUUCUGACCCUGCUGCUGCUGUCGCUGGUGGCUCCUGGAGCGCAGGGGGCUCGGGGCCGCGGGACUGCGGACAAGAACAGCCACCGGCGCGCGACGAGCAGCUUCUCCCAGAGCGUGAGCAGCCUCUUCGGAGAGGACAACGUGCGCGCGGCUCAGAAGUUGCUGUCCAGACUGACUGAACGGUUCGUACAGGGAGUGGAUAUGUUCUUAGAGACGUUAUGGAAAAUUUGGAUGGAGCUAUUAGAAGUCCUUGGGCUCGACGUAUCUAACCUGUCACAGUACUUCAGCCCAGCCUCUGUGUCCAACAGUCCCACCCGGGCCCUGGUGCUGGUUGGUGUGGUUCUCCUGGCCUACUGGUUCUUGUCUCUGACCUUGGGCUUCACCUUCAGCCUCCUCCACCUGGUGUUUGGCCGCUUCUUCUGGCUUGUGCGCGUCAUCCUGUUCUCCAUGUCCUGCGUGUACAUCCUCCAUAAGUACGAGGGGGAGCCCGAGCACGCUGUGCUGCCGCUCUGCAUCGUGGUGGCCAUCUAUUUCAUGACAGGGCCCAUGGGCUACUGGCGAGGCAGCGCUGGUGGCCUCUGCAGCCCCAGUGUAGAGGAGAAGCUUGAACACCUAGAGAACCAGGUGAGAUUGCUCAACAUCCGCCUCAACAGGGUGCUCGAGAACCUUGACCGCUCCAAUGAAAAGUGAAGGUCAGCUACCAGUUCUCCAACCAGCUAGUCACGUCAGAAGACAGCAAAAGAUGAAAAGAGCCGGCAACCCCAUGGAAACCCCAACCCUCCCAAUAAACUGAGCAAAAAUGCCACACCUGGUGUUUCCCACUGUGUGUCCACCUUAGGAGCCAUUGGAGGGGAAGAACUUACGUAGAUGGCCAGUGGGAAAACAUUUUUUAAACAACAGAUAUACCCCUGUUAGCCGUGUAGUUGGGUAAGUUUAUCUGUGCAUAGAACAUAAGUUGAUUUUUUUUCCCCAAACAUUUAAAUACAUCUUUUGUAAGGUUUUUAAAUAAAGGCAGAUGGAGUCAAGUUUAUCAGAA
Rattus norvegicus (Norway rat) is the source of this 1126-nucleotide messenger RNA. RefSeq names its product Bri3 binding protein (gene Bri3bp). The record is from RefSeq and is marked provisional. Lineage: Eukaryota; Metazoa; Chordata; Mammalia; Rodentia; Muridae. The transcript is spliced from 3 exons. Bases 19 to 780 code for a protein of 253 amino acids. Gene Ontology annotation, cellular component: mitochondrion.